ACAUUUAAACACAAGACUGACUUUGCCUCCUCUCCUCUUCGCCCUGCAUUCAUUUUGCUCGCCACCUCCUGAGCCAGCUCCAGCUCAGUUGUUAUGGCCUUGCACCCGCAUGUUUCUCCUGGGAGAUGGUCUCUGGAAUGGCCCGGGGUCCUAGGCAGUUCAUCUGCCAGCGCUUGCCAGGCAUGCAGCCCCCAUUUCAUCCACGCUUUUGAAAAGGCACGCGCUUAAGAAUCACCUGGAUCUUAACAAUAUCGGAAAAAAAAUUCACAGAGCUGUCUCUUUGAAUACGAGUCAUUUGCUUUGUGGCCUUGCGGAAUUACAGUAAUUUUAACAUUCACCAUCAUUCCAUUGCUUGUGAUUUCCAGGCUUCCUAUGGCAUGGUUUGCUGAUGGGAUGUUAUUAAAAGAAUUGUUCUUUUACUAUUACUAUGUUAAUGGAAUUAUUUAAUCACAUAAGAGACCUAAUCAAUUAACUAGUCUAGAUUAUAGACAAUUUUAGAGCCUUGCAGUUAGUGAACUGAACUUUAAUCAUUGCUGUCUAUCACAUUCUGUUGCUGUCUGUUUCACUGGAAUAAGAACUAAUAGACAUCUACUAUAUAUGUGUUCAGAGACCAUUUCCACACAUAAACCAGUGAAAGUGUUUCAGGUGCUGUUAAAAAAAAAAUCAAAGGUAAGAAGAUACAUCUAAGGGUAUGGGCAAACAAAAAGUACAGAAACUUAAGACAAAAAAGAGGAACCGGUGUGUGGGUUAAGAGGUAGCUGACUGACAAGCUCUUGAAAAUAUCUGCCUUUUUCUUUUGGGUUUGGGUUGAGCUAACCCAGUGGUUUUUAACCUUUUGAAGGUUUUGGAUACUUUUGAGAAUCAGAUGAAAGUUCACAGCCUUCCCCAGCCCCUGAAGCCCAUCUGUGGACCCCAGGCCUGAAGACCAUCGUGGGUGCCCUCAUUCAGUCCGUGAAGAAGCUUUCGGACGUGAUGAUCCUGACAGUGUUCUGCCUGAGUGUGUUCGCCUUGAUCGGACUGCAGCUGUUCAUGGGGAACCUGCGCAACAAGUGUGUGGUGUGGCCCAUCAACUUCAACGAGAGCUACCUGGAGAACGGCACCAAAGGCUUUGAUUGGGACGAGUACAUCAACAAUAAAACAAAUUUUUACACAGUUCCUGGCAUGCUAGAACCUUUGCUUUGUGGGAACAGUUCGGAUGCUGGGCAAUGCCCAGAGGGAUACCAGUGCAUGAAAGCAGGGCGCAACCCCAACUAUGGGUACACAAGCUUUGACACUUUCAGCUGGGCCUUCUUGGCAUUGUUUCGCCUUAUGACCCAGGACUAUUGGGAGAACUUGUAUCAGUUGACCUUACGGGCAGCUGGGAAGACAUACAUGAUCUUCUUCGUCUUGGUCAUCUUUGUGGGUUCUUUCUACCUGGUGAACUUGAUCUUGGCUGUGGUGGCCAUGGCCUAUGAAGAACAGAAUCAGGCCACUCUGGAAGAGGCAGAGCAAAAAGAGGCUGAGUUCAAAGCAAUGUUGGAGCAACUUAAGAAGCAACAGGAAGAGGCACAGGCUGCCGCCAUGGCCACUUCAGCGGGAACUGUCUCAGAAGACGCCAUAGAGGAGGAGGGUGAAGAAGGGGUAGGCUCUCCUCGGAGCUCAUCUGAAAUUUCUAAACUCAGCUCCAAGAGUGCCAAGGAAAGACGUAACCGGAGAAAGAAGAAGAAGCAAAAGGAACUCUCUGAAGGAGAGGAGAAAGGAGAUCCUGAGAAGGUGUUUAAGUCAGAAUCCGAAGACGGCAUGAGAAGGAAGGGCUUUCGGCUGCCAGACAACAGGAUAGGAAGGAAAUUUUCCAUCAUGAAUCAGUCCCUGCUCAGCAUCCCGGGCUCGCCGUUCCUCUCGCGCCACAACAGCAAGAGCAGCAUCUUCAGCUUCCGCGGGCCGGGCCGGUUCCGGGACCCGGGCUCGGAGAACGAGUUCGCGGACGACGAGCACAGCACGGUGGAGGAGAGCGAGGGCCGGCGCGACUCGCUCUUCAUCCCCAUCCGCGCGCGCGAGCGCCGCAGCAGCUACAGCGGCUACAGCGGCUACAGCCAGGGCAGCCGCUCGUCGCGCAUCUUCCCCAGCCUGCGGCGCAGCGUCAAGCGCAACAGCACGGUGGACUGCAACGGCGUGGUGUCGCUCAUCGGGGGCCCCGGGCCGCACAUCGGCGGGCGCCUCCUGCCAGAGACUACAACCGAGGUGGAAAUUAAGAAAAAAGGCCCUGGAUCGCUCUUAGUUUCCAUGGACCAGCUGGCCUCCUAUGGGCGGAAGGACAGGAUCAACAGUAUAUUGAGUGUUGUCACAAAUACACUAGUAGAAGAACUGGAGGAGUCACAGAGGAAGUGCCCACCAUGCUGGUAUAAAUUUGCCAACACCUUCCUCAUCUGGGAGUGUCACCCCUAUUGGAUAAAACUGAAAGAGAUUGUGAACUUGAUCGUUAUGGACCCUUUCGUGGACUUGGCCAUCACCAUCUGCAUUGUCCUGAACACACUCUUUAUGGCGAUGGAGCACCACCCAAUGACGCCGCAGUUCGAACACGUCUUGGCUGUAGGAAAUCUGGUUUUCACUGGAAUUUUCACAGCGGAAAUGUUCCUGAAGCUCAUAGCCAUGGAUCCCUACUAUUAUUUCCAAGAAGGUUGGAACAUUUUUGACGGAUUUAUUGUCUCCCUCAGUUUAAUGGAACUGGGUCUAGCAGACGUGGAGGGGCUUUCGGUGCUGCGAUCUUUCCGAUUGCUGCGAGUCUUCAAAUUGGCGAAAUCCUGGCCCACCCUGAACAUGCUGAUCAAGAUUAUUGGAAAUUCAGUGGGUGCCCUGGGCAACCUGACCCUGGUGCUGGCCAUUAUUGUCUUCAUCUUCGCCGUGGUGGGGAUGCAACUCUUCGGAAAGAACUACAAAGAGUGUGUCUGCAAGAUCAACCAGGACUGCGAACUCCCUCGCUGGCACAUGCAUGACUUCUUUCAUUCCUUCCUCAUUGUCUUUCGAGUGUUGUGUGGGGAGUGGAUCGAGACCAUGUGGGACUGCAUGGAGGUGGCAGGCCAGGCCAUGUGCCUCAUUGUCUUCAUGAUGGUCAUGGUUAUUGGCAACUUGGUGGUGCUGAACCUGUUUCUGGCCUUGCUCCUGAGCUCCUUCAGCGCAGACAACCUGGCAGCCACAGACGACGACGGGGAAAUGAACAAUCUGCAGAUCUCGGUGAUCCGCAUCAAAAAGGGGGUGGCGUGGACCAAACUGAAGGUGCGUGCCUUCAUGCAGGCGCACUUCAAGCAGCGGGAGGCUGAUGAGGUGAAACCUCUGGACGAGCUGUAUGAAAAGAAGGCCAAUUGCAUUGCCAACCACACCGGUGCAGACAUCCACCGGAAUGGUGACUUCCAGAAAAACGGCAACGGCACGACCAGCGGCAUUGGCAGCAGCGUGGAGAAGUACAUCAUUGAUGAAGACCACAUGUCCUUCAUCAACAACCCCAACCUGACCGUGCGGGUCCCCAUCGCCGUUGGCGAAUCUGAUUUUGAGAACGUCAACACAGAGGAUGUCACCAGCGAGUCGGACCCCGAUGGCAGCAAAGAUAAACUGGAUGACACCAGCUCCUCCGAAGGAAGUACCAUCGACAUCAAGCCAGAAGUAGAAGAAGUUCCCGUGGAACAGCCUGAGGAAUACUUGGAUCCAGACGCCUGCUUCACAGAAGGUUGUGUCCAGCGAUUCAAGUGCUGCCAGGUCAACAUUGAAGAGGGGCUGGGCAAGUCCUGGUGGAUCCUGCGGAAAACCUGCUUCCUCAUCGUGGAGCACAACUGGUUUGAAACCUUCAUCAUCUUCAUGAUUCUGCUGAGCAGCGGCGCCCUGGCCUUCGAGGACAUUUACAUCGAGCAGAGAAAGACCAUCCGUACCAUCCUGGAGUACGCAGACAAAGUGUUCACCUACAUCUUCAUCCUGGAGAUGUUGCUCAAGUGGACCGCUUACGGCUUCGUCAAGUUCUUCACCAACGCCUGGUGCUGGCUGGACUUCCUCAUUGUUGCUGUAGUGGUGAAUGCCUUGGUGGGCGCCAUCCCCUCCAUCAUGAAUGUGCUGCUGGUGUGUCUCAUCUUCUGGCUGAUUUUCAGCAUCAUGGGAGUUAACCUGUUUGCGGGAAAAUACCACUACUGCUUUAACGAGACGUCUGAAAUCCGCUUUGAAAUUGAAAUCGUCAACAAUAAAACUGAGUGUGAGAAGCUCAUGGAGGGAAACAAUACGGAAAUCAGGUGGAAGAACGUGAAGAUCAACUUUGACAACGUUGGGGCGGGAUACCUGGCACUUCUUCAGGUGGCAACCUUCAAGGGCUGGAUGGACAUCAUGUAUGCAGCCGUAGAUUCCCGAAAGCCUGACGAGCAGCCUAAGUAUGAAGACAACAUCUACAUGUACAUCUACUUUGUCAUCUUCAUCAUCUUCGGCUCCUUCUUCACCCUGAACCUGUUCAUUGGUGUCAUCAUUGAUAACUUCAAUCAACAAAAGAAAAAGUUUGGAGGUCAGGACAUCUUCAUGACUGAAGAACAAAAGAAGUACUACAAUGCCAUGAAAAAGCUGGGCUCAAAGAAACCACAGAAACCCAUUCCCCGCCCUUUGAACAAAAUCCAAGGUAUCGUCUUCGAUUUUGUCACUCAACAAGCCUUUGACAUUGUUAUCAUGAUGCUCAUCUGCCUUAACAUGGUGACGAUGAUGGUGGAGACAGAUACGCAGAGCAAACAGAUGGAGAACAUUCUCUACUGGAUUAACCUGGUCUUCGUCAUCUUCUUCACCUGUGAGUGUGUGCUCAAAAUGUUCGCCUUGAGGCACUACUACUUCACCAUUGGCUGGAACAUCUUCGACUUCGUGGUGGUCAUCCUCUCCAUCGUGGGAAUGUUCCUGGCUGAUAUAAUUGAGAAAUACUUUGUUUCCCCAACCCUAUUCCGAGUCAUCCGGUUGGCCCGUAUUGGGCGCAUCUUGCGUCUGAUCAAAGGCGCCAAAGGGAUUCGUACCCUGCUCUUUGCCUUAAUGAUGUCCUUGCCUGCUCUGUUCAACAUUGGCCUUCUGCUCUUCCUGGUCAUGUUCAUCUUCUCCAUCUUCGGGAUGUCCAAUUUUGCAUAUGUGAAACACGAGGCUGGCAUUGAUGACAUGUUCAACUUUGAAACAUUUGGCAACAGCAUGAUCUGCCUGUUUCAGAUCACAACCUCGGCGGGGUGGGACGGCCUGCUGCUGCCCAUCCUGAACCGCCCCCCUGACUGCAGUCUGGAUAAGGAGCACCCAGGGAGUGGCUUUAAGGGGGACUGCGGAAACCCCUCGGUGGGCAUCUUCUUCUUUGUAAGCUACAUCAUCAUCUCCUUCCUUAUAGUUGUGAACAUGUAUAUAGCUAUCAUCUUGGAGAACUUCAGCGUAGCCACAGAGGAAAGUGCAGACCCUCUGAGUGAGGAUGACUUUGAGACCUUCUAUGAGAUCUGGGAGAAGUUUGACCCCGAUGCCACCCAGUUCAUCGAGUACUGUAAGCUGGCGGACUUUGCAGACGCCCUGGAGCACCCUCUCCGAGUGCCCAAGCCCAACACCAUCGAGCUCAUUGCCAUGGAUCUGCCCAUGGUCAGUGGGGACCGCAUCCACUGCUUGGACAUCCUUUUUGCCUUCACCAAGAGGGUCCUGGGAGACAGUGGGGAGUUGGACAUCCUCCGGCAGCAGAUGGAGGAGCGGUUCGUGGCAUCCAAUCCUUCCAAAGUGUCUUACGAGCCGAUCACGACCACGCUGCGGCGCAAGCAGGAGGAGGUGUCUGCGGUGGUCCUGCAGCGCGCCUACCGGGGACAUUUAGCCAGGCGGGGCUUCAUUUGCAGAAAGAUGACUUCCAAUAAGCUGGAGAACGGAGGCACACACCAGGAGAAAAAGGAGAACACCCCGUCCACAGCCUCCCUCCCAUCCUAUGACAGUGUAACUAAACCCGAGAAGGAGAAGCAGCAGCGGGCAGAGGAAGGAAGAAGAGAAAGAGCCAAAAGACACAAAGAGGUCAGAGAAUCCAAGUGUUAGAGGAAAGCAAAAAUUCAAUAUUGUACAGAUUUAAAACUCGCAAGUGAAAGAUUGUUUACAAACUUCCUGAAUAUUAUCAAUGCAGAACAGCUGUGGAGACACUUUACCUGAAGAUCUAUACCAAACGUAGUCUGCUUACCGUGUCACAUGGUUGCAUCUUGAGCAGUGACCUGCCAAGGGCAGAGGACCCUGCUCUCUGGACUCACAGAUUUUCUAAUGCUUGGGCAGGUUGAUACUGCAUGUUCCACAUCAGUCAGUGCAACUUAGGACAAAACUAACAGGAUACAAAAACAGAGGCGAGGCUGCCGGGACCAGCAUAUUCCCGCUGCAGCCCCAUGGAUUUUAUUUUUUCAUUUUGUUGAUUCUCAGAAACAGAAAGCAUCACUUUAAAAGUUUGUUUGUUCAUGCAAACUAUACUUGCAUUCUUACAUUAGUUAAGCUAAGCAGCAAAAAGAAAACACACACACGCACACGCACACAGACUCACCUUUAGCCCGUGUCAUUUAAGUGUCAGUUUCUUUGACAUAAACCACAUCUUCUCCACAUGGGCUUUACAUGGUUUGGAGAUGGGUGGGGGAAAACAAUCAGGUUUCUUCAGGCUGAGGAGGACUUGCUCAGGCUGAUUCCAAACAUUGUGCUCGUUCAAUGCGUAGAAAUGAUUUGCAUGAUGGCAUGCCGUGAUCAGAAGUCAUGCAUGAGAACCAUACACCACAGGACACUACUAAUCCUGUCCCCUGCACUGGGUCAGCCUUUGGACAGGACCCAGCCCUGCACCGUUCACUGUAUUUGGAGAAAAAAAAAAAAGGGGGAAGCGUUCCAUACCCGCUGCAAUUAUUUAUGAAUUCUUAGAAGUCUUUCAUACACCUUCUGGGUAGGGAAACAUAACCAACCAGUUGACACCACCACCAACAAAAACAAACCCAGUCCGACCAGCAGCUGGAUCCGUUGCGUGUAUAUGUUUCACAGACGUCUCUGACAUACAGCCAUUGUUGCACACUUUGAAAGAUGAACUAUUUCUUGCUGCUCUGUGUCCCGUACACGGGGAGGCUUCGAUCUCGAAUGGCUUGUGUUGCUAAUGUCACUGUAAAUCCAAAUCCUAGGGCUAAAAACAACAAAAAGUUCAUUUGUAUCUUGCAAUAUUUAUGAUGAUCGGUUUAGCCUUUCAUACUCGGAGAACUCGCACUUAUUUGGGGUGGAGAUAAAAGUGCUAUUCAAAGUAGCAUGUUAUCUCUAGGGGGUUAUUUGGGGGACUUAAAACAACCGUUUGUUGGGGGUACAGGGGUGCUCACUUCAUUCAGUGUCAUGUCCUUCUGCAUCGUGGCUUUCUCCGGGCUUGGGUCCACAGGGCGGGGGUUCAGGUGUUCUGGACUGGCCCCUCUCUUCCACGGAGGGGUUGUCGCAAGCUCGCACACCGCAUGCUCCCUCCUGCCUCCAUCAUGUCCGUCCACCAAGCAGGGCUCCCCCGACCCGCAGAGGUGGGUGCGGGCAGCAGCACUGGGGCUGUCGCCGCGGUUUCUUCUGCUUGGUAUUAGAAUCAGUAGUCACUGGUGGGAGAGGUAGAGACGGAGCCGCCUCUGAAACGAACCCAUUGCAGAUGGCUUCUCUGUUGCACUGGUUCUCAUGAGAAGGUGGCUUCAUGAAGUUCGUUAGGAUGUUCCAGCUUCCCCCAGCGCGUUCCCUGGCAGCCGGUUCUGCGCUCUGCUCGGCGACCCGCCCAUCCUCACUGGAAGGUGGCUGGAGGGUGGUGGAGGGGGGAUGCAUCCUCGCUUCCAUCCCAUCUCCUGCUUUAGGGAAGACAGUCUUUAAUCCAGGGGUUUCUCACCUGAUGACUAGAUUUCAAAGCCAAGAUGCUGCAGUCGAUACGAAGAAAGAGGAGAGACUUUAGCAUGUGCACCAAAUACCAAUAAAUCCUUCCUGAAGCAUACCCUAGAGGGGAAUACAGAGCAACCCAUAAUCAGACACACCAAUCUGCCUUGCAGUAGAAGCACUUUGGAUGUAAAUCACAGUCCAGUUGACUAGUUUUGCGUAGAACAAACCACAGCAAGUCAGUCAGCAGAGCUUUCUACCGUGUCGGAUCAUUAGAAACUCUGUCCAGCUCUCCUUAGCCUGCUUCUGCGGCGCCACCCGUAGAACUUUUGUACUCUACCCGGUCCCAGGUUGGGAAGGCUUUUCCUUCAGUGACCCUGCUAACUGCUAGGAUGAAUGUAUAGUAACAUGUACAGGCUACAUCGUAAACAGCACAAACCAGAAGACGACGUGUGGUUAUUCUUUUUAAGAGAAUUAUAAAUACUGUAAUAUAUCAUUUUAUUUUAUUGGCAUGCCUUUUUGUAAAUACAAAUUAUUAACUUAUUAAAUAGGAAAUGGCUUCUGGCUUAUGCCAUUGUCAUGUUUAUUUUUAUUUUUUAUACUUUUCUUUCUUCUUAGAACUUAGAUGCUGUCAGCCAAUGUACAUCCCCCAACCAGACAGACAGACAAAAAAUUUUUUAUUGCUAAUGGUCUUUUCCAAAACAACAAAAAAAUAUAUAUAUUUUUGUUCCAAUGUGCAAUAAAUUCUAACCACUUCUAUGCAAGAUUUGGCUAAACUUCAUAAUUGCUCUUUGGUCUUGAGGUGGACAGCAGAGCUAUAAGAUCCUGCUCCGUACCCCAGUUGCUCAUGCCAGUGAUGUCAUUCAGCUACUACAGCAUAUUAAUGAGAUUUUUCUGAGAUCUGACCUUUUUCCUCCCCAGACCCAGAUCCCAGCCCUUCCAGGCUGUCUCAGCAGCGCACACACGGGCCUUGGUGCCUGACACCCGUCAGCCAGCUUUACAGGGAAGAAACCACCCCCAGUCUAUUAGUCUAGCUGAAGUUUCGCUUUUCUUUCAUAACUUUUCCCACCUUCGCUCUCAUCCACUGUCCCUCCACUCAUUUCUCUCUCUCCUCUCUCCCUUGCUCUCUCUUGCGCUCACUCUCUCUCGCGUGCGCGCUCUCUCUCUCACCUACCCCGCUCCACACCUCUUUGGUAGUAAAUGACACCAUCACCAGCAGUUUACACCCGCAGUUAACAGGCAUUGAACUGAAAGAACCAGGGAGGGAGUUUCUGUACCUCUUCACUGAGUGGGUUCGUGGCAACGCUUUGCCAAAUAUUAACGAAGCCAAUCAAAAAGCAGCAGCAGACACAGUAUCAC
Molecule: messenger RNA, 9195 nt
Organism: Talpa occidentalis (Iberian mole)
Lineage: Eukaryota; Metazoa; Chordata; Mammalia; Eulipotyphla; Talpidae
Gene: SCN8A
Product: sodium voltage-gated channel alpha subunit 8
Exons: 21
Coding region: 973-6030 (1685 amino acids)
Biological process (GO): membrane depolarization during action potential; sodium ion transmembrane transport; neuronal action potential
Cellular component (GO): voltage-gated sodium channel complex; axon; plasma membrane
Molecular function (GO): protein binding; voltage-gated sodium channel activity
Source: RefSeq, a predicted model, not a curated record